Molecule: messenger RNA, 546 nt
Organism: Aspergillus terreus NIH2624
Lineage: Eukaryota; Fungi; Ascomycota; Eurotiomycetes; Eurotiales; Aspergillaceae
Product: ADP-ribosylation factor-like protein 2
Exons: 6
Coding region: 1-546 (181 amino acids)
Biological process (GO): protein folding
Cellular component (GO): cytoplasm; microtubule cytoskeleton
Molecular function (GO): GTP binding; GTPase activity
Source: RefSeq, a predicted model, not a curated record
AUGCUGUCGAUUCUCAGAAAAGCACGAUUAAAAGACAAAGAGAUGCGAAUAUUGAUGCUCGGUCUCGAUAAUGCCGGCAAAACCACGAUCGUCAAGCAGAUCAUGAAAGAAGACGUCACCACAGUCAGCCCAACACUAGGGUUUAUCAUAAAAACGAUAGAUUUUGAUGGCUAUCGAUUGAAUAUAUGGGAUGUCGGUGGUCAGAAAACUCUCCGAUCAUAUUGGAAGAACUAUUUCGAAAAGACCGACACGUUGGUUUGGGUCGUGGAUGCGACAGAUCGUCUUCGCGUGGACGACUGCCGUGAUGAGCUCGCAGGCCUUUUGCUUGAAGAGCGACUCAUGGGAGCAAGCCUCUUGGUAUUUUUGAAUAAAACUGAUGUCGAAGGUUGCAUGACGGAAGAUGAGGUCCGCGAGCGACUCGGCCUGGACUCGAUUAAAACACAUAAAUGGACCAUAUUGCCAUGCAGUGCGAUGACGGGGAAGAAUCUUCAUGAGGGCUUGGACUGGGUAGUGCAGGAUGCCAAAGAUAGGCUUUUCCUUUAUUAG